Molecule: messenger RNA, 1614 nt
Organism: Plasmodium berghei ANKA
Lineage: Eukaryota; Apicomplexa; Aconoidasida; Haemosporida; Plasmodiidae
Product: DNA primase large subunit, putative
Exons: 2
Coding region: 1-1614 (537 amino acids)
Biological process (GO): DNA replication, synthesis of primer
Cellular component (GO): alpha DNA polymerase:primase complex
Source: RefSeq, a predicted model, not a curated record
AUGAUAAUACGAAAACGAUCAAUAAACGGCUCGAUAGCCAACAAGGAAAAACUAAAUGAAAAGAAACUCCAAAAUAUUACAAUUAAAAAUUAUGAAAUAAAUGAAGAUAAGAAGAAAACAUUUUUUGAUUAUUAUUCUUGUAUAUAUCCGUUUAAUAUGCCUAUAAGUUUAUAUAAAUAUCCUCCUAUAUUUGGUCAUUGCAGUUUAAGCAAUUUUCAAGAAAUCGGAGCAAAACGGUUAGCUCUCUUGCAAUUUUUCGACACAUAUACAAUUGGAGAAGAGAAAGAUAGCCAUGAUAGUAAUAAUACUAGUGGCGACGGUUAUAAAAAACUAGAUAAAAAUAAUUCGAUGGAGAAUAAAAAUAAACAAAUUAGACAAAAAAUAUAUGAAUAUAAAUUUGGUAUCCAAUCUAUGAAAAACUAUAGUAAAGAAGAAAUGGAAAAUAUUAUAAUGGCAGAUUUAUUAUCUCAUUAUAUAUUAAGAAUAGCAUUUUCAAGGGAUAAAGAAAAACAGAAAUGGUUUUUAAAACAAGAAUUAAAAUUGUUUACAUUUAGAUUAAAUGAACUAAAAAAUAUAAACGUUCUUAAUCAAGACAAUUUAGGUGAAAGCGAAAGAGGAUUAAUAUACUUAUUAAAACGGGAAAAUUUAAAUUAUGAUUUUAUUCCAAAGCCUUCAGCGGCUUAUAUCAGUAAUAAUGAUAAAUGGAAUAAAUAUACAGCGUUUAUUCAAAAUAGAGAUACUAUAGAAAAAUUAUUUAAAGUUCCAUUUUUUCCAGAUGCAUAUUUUUUAGUUAAAGAUCAUAAAGUAUGUGUUGAAAAAGGGGUUGCAUAUGUCCCAGAUAUAUACUUAGAUGCAAUAUUAAUUACUCAAUUUAAAAUAAAUAUUCAAGAAUCUUUUAAAUAUUUAGAACAAAAUGAAAAACUGCUUUUAGAUGCACAAAAUGAUAGUAGAAUAUCGGCCUUUUUGACAGCAUUACCAAAAGCUUAUGUAGCAAAAGAUUUUAGACAAAAUUAUGAACAUACAGAAGAUACAAGAUUGAUGCCACAAAAUUUGUAUAACAUAUAUAAACAAUCCUUUCCUCCAUGUAUGCGAAGAAUAUUUGUUAAUUAUAUAAAAGACAAACAUUUAAAGCAUUGGGGAAGACAGCAAUUAUGGCUAUUUCUUAAAGGAGCAGGAAUGACACUUGACGAAAAUAUUCAAACUAAUAGAUCAAUAUGGAUGCAACCAGAUAAAUUUGAUAAAGAGCAUAGAUAUACUAUACGUUAUAUGUAUGGUAAAGAAGGAAAAAAAACAGAUUUUACUCCAUAUAACUGUUCAAAAAUAAUUAAUAAUUUUCCUAUUCCAUCCAGUGGGGACACACAUGGUUGCCCUUUUAAAAAUUUUGAUGAGCAUCAUUUAAAAAGUCUCCUUUUUUUCUUUGGAUUAAAUGAUGAUCAAAUUAAAGCUAUAAUGCCAUUUAAAAAAAAUAACGAAUAUCAAUUAGCUUGUGUUAAAUUUUUUACGGAAACUCACCCAAACUCUCCUGGAGACGGGGUAGGAAAUCACCCAAAUUCAUUCUAUGUCGAAAGUAGAAAGUAUUACAAAUCAAAAAUGGCGCAAGUACCCAAAAAAUAA